AAUGUUCUCGAGCAGCUAGCGGCGGCGGUUUUCUUUGCGUAGCACGUUCUUUUGUGAUCACUGUUUUAUCCUGCAGUUACCAUCAAAGUGUGUGGCAUGCCUAAUCGAAGGCAUCGUCACUGCUACGCACCGGAUGUCGCACCGGCUACGCGGGCGUCCCAGCCGAGAAGAAGCUGUCGUUGUUCAGCGUCCCGAAAGAUGCGGUUCGAAGGAAAGCCUGGGAGCGGAACCUGACAAAGAUAAUGACUAUGACAAAGAUAAUGUGACGCUGAAGGCGAUGCCAGGGCUGACUUUAAGCCAUCUGGACCCAAACAAUUUUGAAAAAAUGCGGGUCACCCUCGCGUUCCAGCUCUUCGGUGACCGCGUGUUGCGUGGCUUGCAUCAUUAUAAGGACAGACUUGAAUCAAGUUAUGGAAAAGGAGCCAUAGAUGCUACGGAAAAAUUCUUCAGAAUGAUCAACGAACUGAUCAAAACAAUGACAUCGCGCUACAAGUCUGAAGCUCUCUGGCCAAACUCAAGAGGUGUUGCUGCGUUGUCGGCUUUCCUGGAAUACAUCACUAAGUGGGAGGAGUGCACCGUCAACGGGGUUGGCUUCAUCAGCAAGACAACGGCUGUCGGCUUUAGAGUGACAUUGUCUGGAGUGUUGCGACUUUUGGAGUAUUUAACCAAAGAAGUUGGAUUUAAGUACUUAAUGACGGCCAAGUUAAGCCAGGAUCCAGUUGAAAACUUGUUCGGGGUUGUACGGCAGUCAUCAGGGUGUAAUGACCAUCCUACACCUGAGCAGUUCUUGAUAACUGUUAACUGCCUCAGCUUUUACAGCCUGGCCAGACCUGUUGAUGGUGCCAGUGUUGAGCCACUAGUCCUCACAGCGCUACUUGACACAGGAAACACAGACCUGUCAAAUUCCACAACCUUGGAAGACACAAUUGACAGCUAUAUUUCAAGGGGGGACCUUGAUUCCCUAGAGGAUGCUGCCAGCCAGAAAGGCAACGGUGUUCCCAGUGAGCACAAAAGUCUAGUUCAAAAAAGAAGUGACUCGCGCCUUAUCUACCACAUGGCAGGAUAUGUCGCCAGGAAAUUUGUGAAAAAAAACUGGAUGUGA
Dermacentor andersoni is the source of this 1102-nucleotide messenger RNA. The record is from RefSeq and is a predicted model, not a curated record. Lineage: Eukaryota; Metazoa; Arthropoda; Arachnida; Ixodida; Ixodidae.